AUAUCGCUACUCAUCUGUAGCCACCAUCUCAGCUCCACUACCGCAUCGCCUCUGCUCCACCACCACGCCGCCCACUCGACGGCAAUGACUGCUGCUCAGUGACGGCCCCCACCGGCCCGGCUAUGCCGGAAGACGACGCGUCCUACCUCCUCUGCGCCGAGGAAGCCUUCUUCUUCGUCGACGCCGCCUCCGCUGCCGCCAGCACCUGCACCACCGCCGAGCAGGACGAUGGCUGGUGCUCCGGCGCCGAGCAGGAGUCGGCGUCCUCCUUCGUCGCCGAGCUCAUCGGCGGCGAGGCCGACUACUCGCCCCGGUCCGACUACUCCAACCGGCUCCGGUCGCGGUCCGUCGACCCCGCCGCCCGGGCCGACUCCGUCGCAUGGAUUCUCAAGGUGCAAGAGUACUACGGAUUCCUUCCCCUGACGGCCUACCUCGCCGUGAACUACAUGGACCGGUUCCUCUCCCUCCACCGGCUGCCGCAGGAGGAUGGAUGGGCAAUGCAGCUGCUAGCUGUGACCUGCCUUUCCUUGGCUGCCAAGAUGGAGGAGACCCUGGUGCCCUCCCUCCUAGACCUUCAGAUAGAGAGCACAAGAUACAUCUUCGAGCCGAGAACGAUCCUUCGAAUGGAGCUUCUAGUCCUCACGGCGCUCAAUUGGAGGCUCCGAUCGGUCACGCCAUUCACAUUCAUCGACUUCUUCGCUUGCAAAGUUGACCCGAGAGGGAGGCACAUGAGAUAUCUGAUCGCCCGAGCCACACAAAUGAUUUUAGCCGCAAUACAUGAUAUCGAGUUCUUGGACCACUGCCCGUCGUCAAUGGCUGCCGCCGCGGUGCUGUGCGCCGCCGGUGAGACGCCGUCCCUCACAUUGCUCAACCCCAGGCUUGCAGUCAAUUGGUGCAUUGGCCUAGCAGAGGAAGGGGUGAGCAGCUGCUACCAACUAAUGCAGCAGCUGGUGGGUGGCAAGAGGGCAAAAACCGCAGCAGCAGCGGCAGUUAACCUGUGCUCAGACGAGGUUCUGUCCUGUGAUUCCUCCUCCUGCACCACCCCACCCCCACCCAAGAGGAGGAAGAGGUCACCUCCACCAGUCAUCACAUGAAAAGAAAGGAAUGGCGAGAGUAGAUAAACCAUCAUUUUACAUGGUUUUUUUGGGGGGUCAGAUUAACAUGGUUUGAUUUUGAUUUCUUGAUGUUGUUGUGUUGUUGUGAUUCUUUUUCCCAUUUGUUCCCUUCUUUUGGGGUUCUUCUUUUUACACCUUGGUGGGGGGGCUCCUCCUUGCUUGGCCUUGCCUGUUGAUCCAUGCCAUCAUGGCCGCCUCUGCGCUGCCAGUCUGUGAAGGAUGUGAGAAAUAUCAGAGAAAAGAGCGCGAGAGAGAAACAUGGACGCAUUUGUGUUUUUAUGUGCUUACAACACUGUGGGGGGUCUUCACCCUUGAUGCAGAGCUGCAGAGGAUAUAUUGAUUAGAUAGUGAGGGAGGAAGAAGCCAUGGCAGAUACAAGAAAAGUAAAAAUGAUGGCAAUGAAGGACAGCAUGUUUGCAUGGAAUUGCAUGGAGAUAGAUAGAUAGAUGUGGAUGAAAUGAUGGUGGUGGUCAAGGGGGAAUGGUCAGAGCUACAGCCAAGGUGUGGUAGGGGCCAAGCUCUGUUCAUAUUCAUGAGGGAGAAAUUUGUUUGUUUCCGAGUGGUUUGUUUGUUUUUUGUUGAUGUUACUCAAGAGAAAAGGGGGCAUGGUGUGCUGGGAGGCACGUGCAUGCCCUAGCUAGUGUGCUGCUCUGGAGUGAAAUAUUUGUCCAUCUCCAGGCUGAACAGUGUCCAAGCAUGAGGCUUUUGGGGGCCCUUGCUAUUUGUACUUUUUUUUCCCAUCAUCAGCAAUAAAAGAUGUUGCCAUUUACUACAUUA
Messenger RNA from Hordeum vulgare subsp. vulgare (domesticated barley), 1892 nucleotides. Its product is annotated as cyclin-D2-1. NCBI's taxonomy places the organism in Eukaryota, Viridiplantae, Streptophyta, Magnoliopsida, Poales, Poaceae. Gene Ontology annotation, biological process: regulation of cyclin-dependent protein serine/threonine kinase activity; mitotic cell cycle phase transition. The transcript has 6 exons. Gene Ontology annotation, cellular component: cytoplasm; nucleus; cyclin-dependent protein kinase holoenzyme complex. Bases 123 to 1094 code for a protein of 323 amino acids. The record is from RefSeq and is a predicted model, not a curated record. Gene Ontology annotation, molecular function: cyclin-dependent protein serine/threonine kinase regulator activity.